Molecule: messenger RNA, 600 nt
Organism: Odobenus rosmarus divergens (Pacific walrus)
Lineage: Eukaryota; Metazoa; Chordata; Mammalia; Carnivora; Odobenidae
Gene: NCR3
Product: natural cytotoxicity triggering receptor 3
Exons: 4
Coding region: 1-600 (199 amino acids)
Biological process (GO): immune response-activating cell surface receptor signaling pathway; natural killer cell activation; positive regulation of natural killer cell mediated cytotoxicity
Source: RefSeq, a predicted model, not a curated record
AUGCUGUUGCUCAUCUUUAUCAUGGUCCAUCCAGGAUCCUGUGCUCUCUGGGUGUUCCAGCCCCCGGAGAUUCGUACCCAGGAGGGCACCGCUGCCUUCUUACCCUGCUCCUUCAAUGCCAGCCGAGGGAAAUUGGCCAUUGGCUCUGUCACGUGGUACCGGGACAAGGUGGCCCCAGAGAAGGAAGUGAGGAAUGGGACCCCGGGGUUCAGGGGCCGCCUGGCCCCUCUUCCCUCUUCCCGUUUCCUCUAUGACCAUCAGGCCGAGCUGCACAUCUGGGACACCCAAGACUGUGAUGCUGGAGUCUACGUGUGCAGGGUGGAGGUGCUGGGCCUAGGUGUGGGGACGGGGAACGGGACUCUGCUGGUGGUGGAGAAAGGACCUCCUCGGCUAGGGGCCAGCACAGUCCUCCUCCUUCGGGCUGGAUUCUAUGCUUUCAGCUUUAUGUGUGUGGCCGUGGGCAGCAGCAUCUAUUACCAAGGCAAAUGCCUGGCCUGGAAAGGUCCAAGGAGUGAGCUUCCCGGUAACCGUGCCUGGAGCCCCCUCCCAUCAUCAUCCCAGGGCUCAGCAUCUCCACCUUUCUGGGGUACAGGAGGCUGA